AUGGCCGAGGAAACUUCUACUAAAAGAACUCGGGCGUCAGGAGAGGUUCUUGACUAUCUUCUACGAGAGUUCGACUCUAACCCAAACCCUUCUCCAGAUCAACGCAAGGAGAUAAGUGAACGGACCAAUAUGUCCGAAAAAGCAGUCCGAAUCUGGUUUCAAAACAGACGGGCAAAAGUCAGAAAGUUUGAACGUAUGGGAAAGCCCGUCAAACAUGGGGGAAGUAACGUUUCGUCACGUUCAAACCUGUUGACCCAAGUUUCAGCAGCAGGAUUACGUGCGCAAGGGAUGAUUCCAAUUGAGUUGAAUGAAAACUAUUGCUUUAUUGACUGUUCGUCUCUUUCUGUUGGUUCUUGGCAACGAAUAAAAAGUGGCCAGCAUAAUGGUGCGACGUUGCUGCGGUCAUUAGUUAACUUGUCACCUUUCACGCUCAACAGUGUCAUGGAGAAUGUGGAUCUUAUGGUUAUUUUAUCGCGCAAGAACCAUGAAAUUAACUAUUUCUUCUCGGCGAUUUCCAAUAACUCAAAAAUCCUCUUUCGAAUUUUUUAUCCUAUCAGUUCUGUUCUCCACAGCUCGAUUUUAGACAGCUCGCUCAGCAAAGAAAACAAUGAAAUGCGCCUCAAUCUUGCCCGGAAACCUAAGUUUUCCGUCUAUUUCUUCAAUGGUGUGAAUGCAAACCUCAACCAAUGGUCUAUCUGUGAUGAUUUCAGUGAAGGUCAACAAGUAAGCUCCGCUUUUUAUGCUCCAGGUGGAACUUCGACGCCUCACGUAUUGGUUGGUGCGAAAAACUCUCUCCAGUUCCUUAAUAAUUACAUUUUGAGCAAUCAGCUUCUGCAAAAAGAAUAUGCGGGUGUCUCAGAAACAAUCACGCCUCUAGCGGCAACAGGCAGCCCUCGUGCAGAUGGUUUACCAAAUAAUAUGAUUCACAGCCAGAAUCACAACGAUGAUUAUCAGAUUAAACAAGACGUGUCUUCCUGGGAGGACACGCCGCAUAGCGAGAAGCCGUAUGCCCUGAAAGGACUCACUCUAAUCGCCAAUUUUGAAGAUACUUCACCUAUGUCAUCAGGAAGUCACGAAUCUCCGGGCGUCAUAAAGUCCAGAUACAAUGAAGAGAAGCAAAUGCACAUUUCUUCUCUAGGCGUCAAUCAACCAGAAAGAAAAGAAUACGAGGAGAUGUUCUCGGCAACCACUCCUGAUUUCUUCAACACUGUGCAAACACCGAACUCUAACUUUUUACCACAUGUAUCCAAAAACGAAGGGUCACAUUUCAUCAAUAGCCCAUCAAUGGGCAUAGAAUCAUAUGAGAAUGACUCGCAACUCGAAAAAAAUCUGCAUUCAAGACAGGAAAAUGUUGAUAUACAUCGUCCGGAAAAUGAAUACAAUCAAGGUAGUCAUGAUAUGGCCAAUACUUACGAGGCAGAUUCUGGUUAUCAUCCUCAGCAAGUGGAACAUCACUAUGACUUCGAAUCCAACGAUUUUCACCCCAACGAACUUAUCAUAAACAGCCCGGCCCUCUCCAAUGGUACGCCGAAUACAGCAAGCUCCAAUGCGCAUGUUGACAAUUUUAUUGAUUUUAACGCUCAUUGA
Messenger RNA from Clavispora lusitaniae ATCC 42720, 1587 nucleotides. RefSeq names its product Grf10p (gene GRF10). The record is from RefSeq and is a predicted model, not a curated record. NCBI's taxonomy places the organism in Eukaryota, Fungi, Ascomycota, Pichiomycetes, Serinales, Metschnikowiaceae. Gene Ontology annotation, molecular function: RNA polymerase II cis-regulatory region sequence-specific DNA binding; DNA-binding transcription factor activity, RNA polymerase II-specific. Gene Ontology annotation, biological process: cell differentiation; regulation of transcription by RNA polymerase II.